AUGUCCAGUACCAGAAUCAACCACGAGUUCAAACAUAGUGAGCUCAGCUACGACGCCGAGCCCAACUUCCAACCGGCUAUUAAAGUCUCCGUGUUUUUCAGUAAGAAAGAAGGUAUCACGUACAACACAUUCUUCGAACACUGGCAGACUGUCCAUGCCGACCUUGCUGUGGCCACUCAGGCGUUCCAGGGCCACAUUCUUCGCUAUGUUCAGCACCACCAAACCCUGGAAAUGAAAGAACGGGCUCGAAGCCUUGCAGAGGGCGUCCUUAAUUACGAUGCAUGUGCGCAACUCUGGGUCCGGACAUGGGAUGAUUGGCUGGCAUUUUCUAGUAGCGAGGAAUAUAAGUCGGCUUUGGCCGAUGACUGUCAAUUGUUUAUGGAACUGCCGAUGACCUAUAUGGUUGGAUACGAGAACUUGGUGGUUGGGGAUGCAUCCAGGGCAAUUGGGGGCAAAGAUGGGCUCAGCAAGAACAAAUAG
Messenger RNA from Aspergillus puulaauensis, 480 nucleotides. Its product is annotated as EthD domain-containing protein. The record is from RefSeq and is a predicted model, not a curated record. Gene Ontology annotation, molecular function: oxidoreductase activity. NCBI's taxonomy places the organism in Eukaryota, Fungi, Ascomycota, Eurotiomycetes, Eurotiales, Aspergillaceae. Bases 1 to 480 code for a protein of 159 amino acids. The transcript is spliced from 2 exons.